This is a messenger RNA of Seminavis robusta, 1748 nucleotides long. Lineage: Eukaryota; Bacillariophyta; Bacillariophyceae; Naviculales; Naviculaceae. The record is from the annotation of a GenBank genome assembly.
UAUUUCCAUUGAUAAGGCUAAGGAUGGAGAGCAGGGCGAGCAGGCCAGAUUCACUACCGUACCUGCGACGUCUGAAGUCUCAUCUCGAUCGAUCGCAAUUCUUCUCCAAGUCCGUGCAUGCAUGCUAAAGGCCUAAAGCUGCUUGCCACUUCACGAGUUUUGCUUCCGCAUAAAUGCAGAGAUGCCAAGUGUCUGCUUCCGCAUCCGUAGUAUUCCACAUUUCCACCCGACCCUUGAGCGGCAUGCAUAUAAUAUCGAAUGGCAAUCAUCAACAACUUGCUAGCUAGCUACUGUACCGGUACUAGCUAGUAGAACAGGAAUCAUCAAUCCAUUGGUUCCGCAAAUCCAUAGUCUAGCUACAUCGUAGUUCCGCAGGGAGGAGAUCUCGCGAGAGGGACCAAAGCAACUACGUUAGAUCUAGUUGAACCGCUUACGCCAAUUUGGUGAGCAAAGAAAAAAUCAAAACAAAGCUUUGAAUCCGGUAAAAUCCCAUCACACAAUUGAGUUGACUGGGCUAAGUGAAGUCGUCAAUUGUAUACAUAGUUACGGUGAGGGUGAGUGAUGAAUACCUUUGUAUGGAACAAACGCGCCGUGCUGCAUCUGCGCAAUGGCAACACUUCGAGCGGAGUUCUGAUUUUGCUCAGGACCGUCUUUCAGCUCCGAAAAGCAAAAGCUCGUUUGCAGCAGCAGCAGCAAGUACUAACACGAAACAUCGACUAUGACACCACAAAUAGUGCGCAGAAACAAGAUCAGAGUAACAAUCCCGCCAUAGCCAGUAUGAGCACAAGCACAAGUACAAGUGCAAGUACAUCGAGCACGAGCACGUGCGCGAGCGCGAGGGAAUCCUUCCUGACGAGCGUCCCAAUCUCAAACCUCUCAAACCAACACAGGGUCGGUGGGAGCACCACUGCCAGUGUUGUCCCUGAAGCAGCGGAUCCAGCUACAAGUGUGAAUGCAGCUAGUUCUUCUUCUACUACUACUACUACUACUACUGGCAUUCGAUUGUUUGAUCACGCCUUUGUCACUUGUUCCCCGCAUCCGCAGGAGGGAUCUCACUUUCGUCCCCUGGCUUAUGCCAUGCUCCUCUACAAUGCGGGCCUGGCCUUGCACAUCAGGGGACUCGAGACGGACGACCAAGACCACGUGCCAAAACAACACCACAAUGAACGAUCCUCCUCUGCAUCGCUUCAUUUGGCAGCCAAGUUCUACACGUCCGCUUUAGAAGUGCUCGAACGCAACUGCCACGACGGGACUCCGGGCGAGAUCACGCUUUUGCUUCUCGCCGUCUUCAACAACUUGGGGCACAUACAGAGCCACUUCUUUGACGUAACAGAGACAUUGAAGAGUGUAGAAUGGCUACGCGCAUUGACAGAGGCCAAGUCAUCCACACUGCUGCCGGAAUGGUGGGGGCAAGAACUUUUCUUCCGGCUCAAUGUCGCAUUCAUACCUCCGGGAAGCGUCUUCUCGCUGGCUCCGGCUGCCUAAGAACAGCGCUUGUAUAGUAUACUGCUGCUGUAUCAAUGGAGGAACGACGAUGGCAUCUGACAUCUGAUAUCUGACAGCCCAUUGGCUCUGCAACGGCACGGUACUGUGCGACUCCACUUUGCGAGUACCGCGGUACGAUGUAGUCCAUUGUAGCUCUGCCAUGGUACCGCUACGUACAGCACGUGUAGAAAAACGCUUUUCCUAGCAACUAUAGUAGCUUCACGAAUUAAUCUAAAUUGAACAUACAUAAUAAUAUAUCUGCA